GGACCGGGACUGGGCGGGCCGAGAGAGGCGAAGGGAGGCGGUGGCCACUCCUCUUUAAGCCUCUAGCUGUCCCCGCCCGCUCAACAGCAGCAGCUUCUCUCCAGCCCGGGCGUGCAACAGCGGCGGCGCAGGGAGCUCCGGCCAGUGCGCGGCGACACGGCUGCCCAGCGCGGCGCCUCCGCAGUGCUCCCGCUCCGCCCCGGCAUGCCCAUCACUGGAGGAGCUGUGAUAAGGAGAUCGGGAUUCGGAGAAGAGCCCAUCUUUGCCCUGAAGCAGCCGAGUAGUGCCUCUUGUUUCUUAUCAGGAUGAAGUGAAGUGCCAAAUUGCUCCUCUUCAGAUCCAUGGAGUGGCAAGACCGAGGUUCUUGAUUGGACUGGGCUGGGCAGAGCCCCCCCCCACCUACCUCCUCCUCCAUUCUGGUCUUUCAACUCACCAUGGGGUGGAGGCAUCUCCUCUUGCUUCUACCAUUUGCUUUGUAUGUCCUGACACUACUUCUGACCACCCAGGCAGCUGGGCCCCCACGGACGCCCAAGGGCAACCGGACACAGGGGGCAGGAGCCUCUCGGAGACCUUACAAGCCAGCCAAGGAGCAACUGAACCAGUCCCUAACCAGCACGGCCCCUUCUUCUGUGCAAGCCAGUGGCGGAGGAAGCCGUGGACGCAGUCCUGGUGUAGGUCCAGCAAAGUUGCCCUCCUCCAGCAGCAGCAGCAGCAGCAGCAGCAGUGCAGGCAAUUCCAGCCCAGCAUAUGAGACAUGCAUGGGUUACUAUGAUGUGAGUGGGCAGUGGGACAAAGAGUUUGAAUGCAACAACACUCAGCAGGAUUUUCGCUACUGUUGUGGCACCUGCUCUUUCCGCUUCUGCUGCAACAAGCGCUCUAAGAAGCUCAAUCAGGAAAAGUGCCGAAAUCAGGACCCCCGUCCUAGCACAGAUCCUAUGACCCCUGCCACCAGCAAUAAUGGACCUGGAGAUAUACCCAAUGGGUAUGACCCUAAUGAGGACAACACAAAUGCCACCGUCUACAUUUCAUGUGGGGCCAUUGCCUUUGUUGUCAUUGCGGGCAUUUUUGCUAAGGUGGCAUAUGACAAAGCACGACAACCGCCACAGGAAAUGAACAUCCACAGGGCUCUGGCCGAUAUCCUCCGGCAGCAGGGACCAAUCCCCAUAGCACACUGUGAAAGAGAGACUAUCUCGGCUAUAGAUACCUCCCCCAAAGACAACACACCCAUCCGAACAUCUUCGAAAAAUCACUAUACGCCAGUGCGCACCUCUAAGACCAACCCAGGUCAUUAUGGAAAGGAUAUUUAUCGAAGUGGAGGUCCAGAUUUCCAUAAUUUCAUCUCUUCUGGGUUUGUCACAUUAGGAAGAGGACACAACAAGGAUGACCAAGAGCAAAAUUAUAACCACCUGCUAUUAAGCACUGCAAACCAGACACCAUCACAUGAAAAACCACGGAUGAACAGUAUCCUCACCUCUGCUACAGAGCCCUAUGAUUUGUCCUUCUCCAAAUCUUUCCAGAACCUCUCACACCUCCCUCCAUCGUAUGAGUCUGCAAUUAAGACUAAUCCAAGUAAAUAUUCUUCUCUGAAGAGAUUAACUGACAAGGAAGCAGAGGAAUAUUACUCUCGAAAGAGGCACCUUCCAGACUUAGCAGCAAGGGGGACCCUCCCUCUCAAUGUCAUCCAGUUAUCCCAGAAACAAGUCAGCCAACGGGAGCGGCCACGCCGUGUAAUGCGGGCCAUGUCCCAAGAUCGGGUGUUGUCCCCAGAGAGAAUCAUGCCUGAGGACUUCAGUAUGUCUUAUGAGCAGAUCCUCUCAGAUGAACAGCUGUUGUCUACCGAACGUCUUCAUUCCCAAGACCCUCUGCUUUCUCCAGAGCACUCGGGCUUUAGAGAGCAGUCCAUGUCACGAGCUUUGUCCCACUCUGAUGUAUUUGUUUCAACACCUGUCUUGGAUCGCUACCGGAUGACUAAGAUGCACUCCCAUCCCAGUGCCUCAAAUAACUUGUACAACACCUUGAGUAUGAACCAAACCUCAGCCAAACGCCAAGCAUUUGCCUCCCGGCGACACAACACAGUGGAGCAGCUGCACUAUAUUCCAGGAUACCAUCACCAUUACCGCACAGCCAGCAAGACAGAGGUGACUGUUUGAUCAGAGACACUGUGUUCCUUGUAGAUAAUUCAUGUGGACCAGAUGGUUCAGUGCCGUAUACUGCAGCGGCCUUAUGGCCAAGAUAACCUCUAAGACAGACUCUUCCAACAGUCCUGUCGGUAUUGUUUUGAACAUUCAUUUUCAUGUUAUUGACAAAAAACGGGAAGAAGAAAACCUGAAUAAGGAGAGAUUAUAUACAUGAAGUUUUGUGACAUGCUCAGUUUCUGUCAAAGAAAGUCAUGCUAGUGAUGGCUUCUUUCACAGGCUCACUAACACCAAUUAUUUCAUGUUUACUAAGUCAGGCUAUUACUUUUACAACCAUUAUGACAAACAGUCUUGCAAAAUUAGCAGAAUAUGGUAUUAGUUCAGGUUUCUCUCUGGCAGAGUGAAAAUCUAUUAUAUUACAGUGCUUGCUAGGUGCUGCAUCUUACCAAGAGUGUCCAACAGGUGUCUUUGCUGAGUUCUGUUCUAACUGUAUGUAGUCCACCUGUUAGAAGAUAGUGCAUUUCCAUGUGAGCAUAAUUCUUCCUGAUUUGGAAAGAAAUUAUAGUGGCAAACAAUAUUAACUAGCUUAACAAAAUUCAAGAGAAGUGGUUAAGAAACCACUUAAUUUUACAUAUCAUUGCCAAGUAUACAGUACAUAAACCCAGGAGUAUCAUGAUUGCAGUAGAUAUAAUAAAUAAACAAAGAGCAGAAACUAUUCCAGUGCCUAGAGAUAAACAGUCCUAGAUGCAAGAAGGUGUGAAAAGGGUUUGAUUACAAGCACAAUUAUGUUAAGAGUGUUUGCCACCAUCCCCCUUUUCAUUUAUACUCUAAAUUUCCAACAUUCUAAUGUAUCUAUAUAUAAAUUAUUCUCUCUACUAACAAGUCAAAUCACCUAUUUUCACUGGGCAGAUCAUUUUUAUGUCCAGGAUAUAGUUGCUUCUGAGAGAGAUCCAAUAAGAUGUAUGGAGUAGCUUUAGCUCAACUAGCAUUCUAUGAACAUAUAACGACAACUCCAUUUUGGCUUGGUUUCUUGCCAGACUACAACUUUUAUUCAAUUGUUCUUGGGAGUUCCUUGUUUUACACAUUUUCUUAAAAAGAAUAAUCAUCCUAAAGCCUUCUCAUAGCCAAAUGAUAUCUUUGAACUGCCAGUUUUUUUCUCUGUCUUAAUCCCAUCCAUCAAGUGAGAUGCUCAAGCAUCUCAAGUACCAAUUUGGCAUAUUAUACAGCCAUUAUACAGUGGUAAUUAGACACUGGGUGUCUGUAAAGUCUUUCAAAUAAAUGUUUAUAGAUCCAGCAUUUGUUGGAUUUUGUACAGUUGGAAGAGAUAUUCUAAUGAACAUAUUUCUAGAGACUAACCCCUAACGUUCCUACCUGGCCCUGAGCUCUGCCCCUAAAAGAGCUGGAAGGUCUGUGUGAAUCUCUAAAAUGUUGCUUUGUGCCAUUAUGUUCUUGUAUCCUCAUAUUACGGGAGUAUUGCCAGGUUUGCACAGUAGCACCUGGACAUCUUGCCUCAAAGGGGAUUCCACAGAGCUUCACGAUACAAACAGGUACAUUGAUUAAAGGUUCCUGAGGUAUGUGGCUUUCUCUGGACAGAGAUUCUUCAUCCAGUUUUUCUUCAGGUUCUCACAGUGUUUUUCAAAGAAACAACCAUGUAAAUAGUGAUACUUGUCCUUUUUUGUUUUUUUUUUUUUUUAGUAAUAUGACUUUGUUUACAGCACCAGCAAGAAGUAGCAAAGGACUGUUUUUGCUGGCAUGUGAUGUUUGUAGACCACAGACUGGAGCCAUAUGAAACACUGUGCUUUGCUUAACAGAAACUGGGCUAAGAGGGGGAAAUGGUGGUGGCUACCAUAAUUGGCUCUCUGCCUUCGAGUGACAGAUGUGAGUUUUGGAUUACUUAUCAUUAACUGUAAUGUAUGUAAGGAAAACCACGGGGAGGUGGCAACAAUUCUCUGAGUGUUCUGGAAUUUGUACUAUUUUCUGCCCUCAAGUGUAGCUGUCUCCAAACAUCUCUGGCUCUGUACAAUAUGGAUAAUACAAUGUCUGCGAUUUACUAAUACAAAAAUAGCAUUGUUGCCCAGAAGCAUAAGAGCACUGCAUUAUCUGACAUGAAAAGCCAGCUAUAUAAAUAGUUUGCUUCAAUCUUCCUUUACGUAAACUCUGAGACAGUGGUGGGAUUCAGCCCGUUUGCGCCAGUUUGGCAGAACAGGUAGCUAAUUUUUUGUUGCCCAGGCCCAGAAUGGACUUCCGGAAGCAGCAUCCAAACAGAGAACCGAUUGUUCGCAUAUUUGAAUCCCACCACUGCCCUGAGAGUAUUGACUACAUGGAUUAACCUAAUAUUUGAGAAAAAGAAUUUCUGGGCUUUCACUUGUUGAAGCAGUGGGUGAAAGAUCCACUCAGUAAUUUUAAUGUUGUAAAGAUUUCAUAUCAUCUUUUCGAGCAGAGGUGAUUUUCUGUAGCAAUUGUCUUAGUCUUAUAGCAGCUUUCAACAAGACCAAGAAGACCUUGUCCUUUCAGCAACUUACAUGAUCUAUAUUAAUCAUCAGCACAUCUUUCCUUACAAGCUCUCUGAGGACACUGUAAAAGAGACAUGGUGGUAUCCUGAGGGUUAGAGUAUUGCUGAGGUCAGUUCUGCCUGGAAUUUGAUUUAAAAAUUAGUUUGCUGUAUUGAGAAAAUUUGCUAAGGUCAUAGCUGGACUGAACACUCUUUUCAUGAUCACAAAUAAUCUUGAAGGGUGCAUUUCAAGAUUGACAGGAAAAAAGUGGAACUGCGAAGGAGAAAAUGGACAAAGUCUGGCCAAAACAAAACACCAACAACAAAAAAAAGGAAAUCCAUCUGGAUUAUUUUCAAAUGAUUCAUUUUUUCCUACACUUAACUUUAUCAAUUAAUUUGAGAUUUCCCCCAUAUUCUGAAACUCUUUGCCUCAUCAGGUCAUAGCAAAGCUUGGAGGAAAGAAAUACGGCUUGUUGGUUGCUCCUUCAUGCUAUGAAGUGAGCCGUUCUUAUUAUUUUAGCUCCUUCAUAGUGUUGUCUAUCUAUAACUAUCCUAACUUCAGAUUAAUCUUACAUUUGAUUGGCUCAUCAGACUAUUAAAAUGUAAUGACUGAUCUUCCAUGUCACAUUUGAAAUAUGCAGACCUAAUACAAAAAUUUCACAAGGAUGAAAGUUAACAAGUUUUAUUAAUCUAUUUUUACAGCUUCUAAAGAUAAGGCAGUUUUUAAGAAUUUACAAGCGAAAUUAUAACCUAUCUUUCCACUGUAUAGCUGAAAAAAAGUUUUAAAAAACCUAAAAAUGUGAUAUGCUUGAAAAACACUGCAGAUUAAAGAGCAGAAUUAUUAGCUAGCCAAAUUCAGCCAAAGGACUUGAUGAAAAGGACAAUUAGCAAGGAAUUAAAUGGAAUUUGCUUAUUGCAUGUUUUACAAACCUCCUUUCUAUUAAAUAAGUUCCACAAAGAAUUUAAGGAGUGCUUCAAAAAUUUACAGAUAAUUUUGAGGGGAGGAGGGAACAAGAAAAUGGGAUGCAGUCCUAGAAAAAGCUGGAUGUUUGUUUGUUUUUUAAGUUGCCUAUUCUCAUUGAAUUAUAUGACCGAAAAGGGCAAAUCCAUUUUAGCUUGAAAAGCAAUUUGUCAAGCUAUGAGCUACAAGACAAAUAUAAAGACAGCUUGA
Messenger RNA from Crotalus tigris (Tiger rattlesnake), 5797 nucleotides. RefSeq names its product shisa family member 6 (gene SHISA6). Gene Ontology annotation, cellular component: postsynaptic density; postsynaptic membrane; dendritic spine membrane. The coding region runs from base 435 to 2150 and encodes 571 amino acids. Lineage: Eukaryota; Metazoa; Chordata; Lepidosauria; Squamata; Viperidae. The record is from RefSeq and is a predicted model, not a curated record. The transcript has 7 exons. Gene Ontology annotation, biological process: regulation of AMPA receptor activity; regulation of short-term neuronal synaptic plasticity.